AUGAAUCUAAAUAGGUUGUCUUCGUACUUCAUUCUCAUUUGUCCCGAAGCCCCGUCAGGUCUUUUUGUCUCAUCCGUAACCCACGUCUCUGUCAGCCUAACCCUCACAUCGCCAUCGAGUCCCCAUGAUGGGUACGAGCUCUACAAGCUCGAUCCAACUGAUAACCACAGGGCACUUGUUUCAAACUUAACGCGGGAAAAUAAUGGAAUGAUUUAUGAGACGGAUAUCGUUGGACUGGUCCCUGCGACACUUUACAACGUAGAGGUCGGGACUUUCCUCAACGCAGAAGGAUCAUUUCCGAUGCAGAGGAGUGAAGAAAAUGCAACAGUGACAUUUAUGACUGGGAAUGCCGGCGUUCAAUCUCCCGAGUCUACGAUGCUCCUUAUCUCUCUUUUGGCAUAUCUGGCAACAGUCCUCUUGAUCUAAGAUCAAUCCCCUAAGUCUAUGACGUUUCUCAUCUGUCUUCUGGCAACAAUCUUCUUGAUCUAAGAUCAGUUCCCCGAGUCUACGGCGCUCUUCGUCUCUCUUCUGGCAGCUGUCUUCUUGAUCUGAGAUCAAUCCCUUGAUUCGACGAUGCUUCUCACCUAUCUUCCGGCAACAGUCUUCUUGAUCUAAGAUCAGUUCCCCAAGUCUACGACGCUCAUCGUGUCUCUUCUGACAGCUGUCUUCUCGAUCUAAGAUCAAUCCCCCGAGUCUACGACACUCUUCCUCUCUCUUGUGACAGCUGUUUUCUUGAUCUGAGAUCAAUAUCCCGAUUUGACGACACUCAUCAUCGCAAGUCUUCUCGAUCUAAGAUCAGUCCCCCGAGUCUACGACACUCUCUGUCUCUCUUCUGGCAGCUGUCUUCUAGAUCUAAGAUCAAUCCCCUGAUUCGACGACGCUUCCCAUCUAUCUUCUGAUGGCUGGCUUCUAAAUCUUGGAUCAGUUCUCUGAAUGUACGACGCUCAUCAUAUCUCUUCUGACUGCUGCCUUCUUGUUCUCACUCACCAGUCUUUAUUAGACAUAUUGAUGUUAGUGAAUGUGUAUGACAAUCUAUCGAAUCAAUAACAUGGAGAAACCAAUCUAAAGAUACCUCAUAGAUGUGUCUGCCGGUCAGAAGUAAAGUUCUUAUGUUCAGUGCCGGAGCAGUCUGGCGGCUGUUGCCCCAAACCUCUAAUUUAAUCUUGGACAAAGUUUGCAAAUAACGUCAAACCAACGGGCUUUCAUUAUUUCCAAAUUCUUAUAAACACACAGAGCUUCAAGUAAAUGAUACUAAAAACAUAGACCUACAGAUAGCUAGUUUUUAGUACUAUUUAAGAUUGUUUCAUUCAUAAAUGAUUUGUA
Lytechinus variegatus (green sea urchin) is the source of this 1323-nucleotide messenger RNA. RefSeq lists its product as uncharacterized. The record is from RefSeq and is a predicted model, not a curated record. Gene Ontology annotation, molecular function: protein binding. The transcript is spliced from 3 exons. Lineage: Eukaryota; Metazoa; Echinodermata; Echinoidea; Temnopleuroida; Toxopneustidae. The coding region runs from base 1 to 426 and encodes 141 amino acids.